GAACUGAUAUCUAAUUAUUUAUAAUUUCGAUUUAUUUUUUAACGCGUUAAAACUUCACCCACGUUUUGUACAGAAGAUACUAUUUUUUUCUUAAACCUCUGCAAAUUUACAUCCCUUAUAAAAGCCCUAAUCUUGAUUGAUGAUUCAUUCUCCUGGCAUAACGACAGAGAACCUUAAGGAGCCAGGAGACAAUAAUCCUAUAUUUAGACUUGUUUUGAGUUCAGCAGGAAAUCCUUUGUCUGAGCUGUUGCGCCCUGACAGUGUGCUGCUUACAAGGGAAAGCUUUUUUGUUCCCUCAGUGUUUUUCGUGUCUCUGUUAUUUAUUCCCACUAUGAGCAUCCUACACUGAGCUGUUAAAAAAAAAGAAUGUAAACCACCAGAUGUCGCCUAAAACGCGUGAAAGUACCCCUACCUGUUAAUGAUUCAAUUUUAAAAAGUCUAAUUGGAAAUAUGUAUUUAGCAGCUUCUCAGUUCACACUUUAAGUGAAAAUGCUAUUUUUAUGAAGCACGAAUUGUCUUCAAAAGGUGCGUCAGACAGACUUUCCUAAGUGUCGUACUAAAGUCAUCAAUUACAUUCUAAUUCAUAAACUGAAGAUAUGUUAUAAUGGCAGUCUAUAAAAUAUAUUAAUGACAAAUUAACAGUAAGUAAACUAAUUUUUUAACCAAAAGGUGAAAUUAUGAUAUGCAGUAUUGCACGUUAUACAUUUUGAAUUUAUAUUUGAGGUGGGGCGUCUGUCUUACCAUUGCUGUCUCUGAACAUUCAGAAAGCCUCUCCUCUAAACUGACUUUCCAAAUUCCGCUCCUCCCCACUUUGAACUUGGUGAAAAAAACACAUUCAACUGUAAUGAUUACACGAGUUACAAUGGGGAAGGGUCGCGUACACCGGCUGUGUUUCUCCUUUCUAAAACUGACCCGCAGCUUGAGGAGAGGCUCUCCCUCCAAAAGAACUUUGAUUAUUGCGAUUCUUUGUUUGAUCAACUUGUUUUUGUUUUUUUUCAAAGUUGGGGAUUUAGAGCAACACUGGCGCAAGAGGAAUGAGGAACAGAAGCGACACAUCAUUGGGGAGCAUCAUUUGGACGGAGAGCUACCGGACACCUUUGACCUGCAGACCCCAGCUAGUUUGGAGGUCCCUACCCGAUCUAAUGUGGUGUACAUAACGCUAAAAUUCAAGCGUCUUCAACCACAACAUAUUCGAGGUACAGUCCGUCCAAAGUUGAGGAAAAAGGUUAGGAGGAAAAUGAUCUAUCCGUCUAUUACACAAAAAAAACGAUUCCGCGUGGAGGGCGCAGGCCAAUUUAACGGCAGCUCUGCGCUUCGGACAUCCUGGAAAGAACACAGUCCUGUGGACUUUCCCAGAAAAUCUUACAUAGAUGGAACAGACUCUCAAAUCAGUACUAUACGAAUUUACAACCAAAAGGCGCCGUCAUGGUUCAGCACACAGGACGUGAAAAGCAUGCACUUCCUAGCGGAUGCCAAAGUUUUGCGCAUGAAGGAAAUUACUCGUGUGAACGCGCCACCCCUUCUGAUAUUUGAGAGUGUGGAUAUGGACCAUCUGGUUAGCCAAAAACACUUGAAAAGAAAUAAUGUAUGUGGAGGCCGGUGCGGAAUUAUCUACGGUCCUGUGGAUAACACAGAGGUGUUUGCUUUCCAUUUGGACAGGGUGCUUGGGCUCAAUAGGACAAUACCUGCAGUAAGCAGAAAGUUUGGCUUCUUACAUGAUGGCCAGACCUGCCAGGUGGUGCUAUGGGAUGCAUCUCUGUACACUGAAGACCUUGCUGCAGGCCCAGCCACUAUCAGGAUAACAUGGAGGGAGUACCAGAACUUGCUAACACAGAGGUGUUGGCACAGAAACGUUAUCCCCAAGUCUGACUCUGGCUGUUCGUCAAUUUGUCACAGUGAAUGGAGCAAAUUAGCUGUGUUUGACUUUUUGCUACAGAUUCACAACCGUCUGGAUCCAAGCUGCUGUGGGUUCAGGCCUGGGCAGGAGAUUGUGUGUGCUGAACCAGGCCACCAUGCUACUUGUAAGGACCAGGAGAACUUACAACUGGCAAACAUUGUUCACAGGAAACAUGACCUCAGACACCUAGUCUUCACCAACAACAAGGGUUUUUUUGACCGCAAUGAGGACAACUUAGACUUCAGGCUGCUGGAAGGAAUCAAGGAGCUUCCAGAACAGGCCGUGUCUGUGUUGAGGAACAGGAAGCUGAGGGAAAAACUUCUCCAAUCACUUUUUCUGGACCAGAUCUAUUGGGAAAGCCAGGGUGGCCGACACGGCAUCGACAAGCUGAUUGAUGUUAUUGAGAAACGAGCCAAGGUCCUCCUUGCCUACAUCAGUGCUCAUGGGAUCAAAAUUAUCCCGAUGAAUGACUGAUUUAUAUUUUACUACUUAAGAUUUUUUUUUAUUUACUUAAAAGUUAUUUAAAACAAUAAGAUCUGCACCUAAAUUAGAUAAAAGUGAAGACGUAGAAGAACAAUUACAUUAGAACAGCUUAAACACACAUUUCCAUCUCACUGUAUACAUGGUCAUAGAUUGUGGAUUUAUCUCUUUUACAAAAUACACAUUUUUUGGUGAGAAUAUGCCUAAUAAAUAUAAUUGACCAACACCAAA
Molecule: messenger RNA, 2608 nt
Organism: Girardinichthys multiradiatus
Lineage: Eukaryota; Metazoa; Chordata; Actinopteri; Cyprinodontiformes; Goodeidae
Gene: gask1b
Product: golgi associated kinase 1B
Exons: 4
Coding region: 683-2371 (562 amino acids)
Cellular component (GO): Golgi apparatus
Source: RefSeq, a predicted model, not a curated record